ACAACUUCCAUCUGUUCGUUCAACAAACUACUUUUUUGCCAUUCAAUUUCAAUUUGCUCCAAUUAAUCCAACCGCCUAUUAUAAUCUCUCUUUCACUCUCCAUUUCUCAUCUCACUGCACGCAAGCGACUUCAACAAUGGCAGGGGUUUUGUCCCUUCUCAGGCGAUUCUAUCUCAUCGCUUAUAACUGGAUUGUCUUCGCCGGAUGGUUUCAAGUAUUGUUCUUGGCUUUGAAAACUCUAAAGGAAUCAGGGCAUGAACAGGUUUACAGUAACAUCGAAAAGCCGCUCUUAUUAGCUCAAUCUGCUGCCUUUUUAGAGAUACUACAUGGUGUCGUAGGCUUGGUAAGAUCCCCAAUUUCAGCAACAUUGCCUCAAAUAAGUUCAAGAUUGUAUGUAGUAUGGGGAAUCCUUUAUAGUUUCCCUGAGGUUCAAACACAUCCUAUUGUUAGCUCUUUGGUCAUUAGUUGGAGUAUCACUGAGAUUAUUAGAUACUCUUUCUUUGGGACAAAGGAGGCAUUUGGUUCUACUCCAUACUGGCUUUUAUGGCUCAGGUAUAGCACCUUUCUUGUGUUAUAUCCAACUGGCAUCUCAAGUGAAAUUGCUAUGAUCUAUAAUGCCCUACCUUAUAUGAAGGAAUCUGAAAAGUAUUCCAUAAGGAUGCCCAACAAAUGGAACUUUUCAUUUGAUUACUUCUAUUUUGCUUUUGUGGUGUUUGCAAUCUACUUACCAGGAAUUCCUCAUUUGUAUGGAUACAUGCUUGCACAAAGAAAGAAAACUUUGUCCAAGUCGAAAAAGGCAUGAACUCAUUGAUUUUAACUAUUUGUACUAGAUUAUAAUUUAUAACCAUUGUCACAUGAAUAUAUUUAUGUUUACAACAUAAAUCAUAAUAAGUCCUUCCAUUUCGAGUA
This is a messenger RNA of Lactuca sativa (garden lettuce), 909 nucleotides long. It is a transcript of the gene PAS2, whose product is annotated as Protein-tyrosine phosphatase-like, PTPLA. Gene Ontology annotation, cellular component: endoplasmic reticulum membrane. The record is from RefSeq and is a predicted model, not a curated record. Gene Ontology annotation, molecular function: 3-hydroxyacyl-CoA dehydratase activity. Gene Ontology annotation, biological process: sphingolipid biosynthetic process; fatty acid elongation; very long-chain fatty acid biosynthetic process. NCBI's taxonomy places the organism in Eukaryota, Viridiplantae, Streptophyta, Magnoliopsida, Asterales, Asteraceae.